GCUUUUAGGAAGGGGUCAUAUCAGCAGUUGAUGUUAUAAGUAAAGAAAGGUGACUCAGGGACAGAAAAUAUGAUCACUUUUGUCUUUGAACCGAAAGUAAAGUCCCUUAUAAAGUUGCAUUAGUUUUGGUCAUGUUGGGUGAUAAAUACGCAGCCACGUCUGGUAAAAAAAAGAUUUCUCAUCCUUUGUCUCGUAAAGAGAUAGAGUGCCAGGCUCUCUGCACGUUAAAGAUCCUUGAAAGAAAUCCUCCUUGAAGGGUCUGUAGGCGGGCUGUUGCAAGGCUAAAUUUCAAUUUCUCUAUCCAGUAUACCCUCAUUUUCCAGUGGUAUUUCAAAUUUCUCGACAUUCAUUUCGAUUGAAGACCUUCCGUUUUAUUCAUUAUUAAAAUUGUUAUCACCAUUAGCAUGCAUGAAAUAUUUGACACUGGACGUAAAACGAACUACAAUCAAUAAAUUUAAUAUUGCUCUUAAUAUCAGUGUAAAUUAAAUAUUCUUCUUCUGCUAGUGCUAUGGGGGUAUAUGUUGAAUAAUUGAAAAAUGAGUAAUUGAUAAAGUUAAUCUUGGUACACAAAGUUGAAGCAAAUUAACACUAGUGAUAUAAAGGUUCCUACAGAAGCGUAUAUCGGUCAACUAUAAUAAUAUCAACAGUUUAAUUAAAUUUGUUUAAUAUUAUAAAGUAACACCAAAAGAAAACUAAAGCAACACUAUAAUUAAUAACGACGUAUUUGUUAUAUAAUAUUCCUAUAUUUUCAUCUUUUAAGGCAUUAAUUAUCGUAAAAUAACACAAGUUUACAUCGAAAUUACUAAUAACGCUUGACCGAUAUACGCUUCCGUAGGUACCUCCAUCAAAAUAUAUGUGAUUAAAAUAAGUAAUAAAAUUGUAUGUAUUUAUACAAAUUAUAAAAUACAUUUACACCAUGUUUACAUUGAAAGUAUAAGGAUACCCUACAUUUAUCAUGAUAAUCAUGAUCAUCAUAAACGUAGUCAAAUUCCAGAAUGACUACCUCCCCCUUUUUAUCCCUGGUAAAUUACUGAAAUAUAUCGUUUUGCAUUAAUCAUCAAAUCAUUGUGAAAUUAUAUUAAUUGUAUGCUUAACUUCUAUUAGUGGUGUCCAAACAAUAAUAUUUUAAGAAAAAAAUAACCUAACAGUCAUAUAAGUUAUUUUCCUGCUACAUGUAUAAGUUUAAAUAAUUUCAUUUCACUAUUUUUUUUUAACUUUGCAAGAUUAAUAAAUUAUUGUUUUCCAAAUUAAUAUAUGUAUUCAAGGAUUUGUAUAGUACGACCAUACAAAUCGUUGAUGUAUUCUUAUUGUGAACUAUAAAAAAAGGCAAAAUGUUCAACAGUGUAUUCAAAAUUAUACAAACCAUUUAAAUAAUACUUUCCUGCGAUUUUACAUAAUUAAUUUCUAGCUGUCAUUUAUCUUAACUUGAUUAAUAAAGUAACAUGACAUUAAUUUUCAAUUUAAAAUCGGUUAAUGUACAAAGGGAAGCAACUUUAGUUGUUCUACAUAGGGGCAAAAUUGGCAGGUUAAUGGUGCAAAAUCAGCAGGUGCCGUAUCAGCAGGUGAGUGAUUUAGACCCGUCUCCACAUUAUAACCCUAUCCACAAAAAUUUAACAAAAAGGUAUUGUUAUAAGCAACACGAAACCGAAUUAAAACUAGGUGACCACAAUCAGUACAUCCGUCUAUUUUACUUCCGUUUUUAGUUAGACUUUCUGGAAAUGAUGCACAGUUGCAUGAGAUAUGCCAUAUGCAUUGGAUUUAUAUCAACAGCUUAGUGAUUGCUGCUUAGACUAUCGAGACAAUUUUCAUUUUCCGAAAUUAAUACUAAAUACGGAAGUUAGACAUGGAUGUACCGAUUAUGACAUAAGUUUAAUUCUACACACUUGAAUUAUUGAUAUUUUUAUUUUUUAUAAAUUAUUUUUAUAGUUCACGUUGAUGACUGACUGAAUAUGGAGGACAAAAAUAGCAAUACAUUUCUCUUCAGUGCUCAGCUUUAUAGUACUAGAAGAUUAGAUCUUAUGAUAAAAUGGCCGACUAAUCUAACCAUAGACGUUUUGUACAUUUUCAUUGUUGAUACAGCAUCUGGAGCAAGCGUAGCGGUUUUCCUAAAUCCAUGCGAGAAGAAAUUUUGUUCUCCACUUGAAUUUUCUCUCGGGAUUACAAAGUGCAAUAUUUGUAUCUACGGCCUUGUAAUCAGAGAGACGGAAGAUGGAAGGUUUUAUCAACUGUGUAGUCAUUCAAAAAGGAAAUUAAAAGGUUUAAAAGUUGCAGACACUUUGAUAUCUGAUGUUACAAUGAUAUUCGAUAUGAAGGAAACCAGUGUAGUUGAAUUGCCGAUGAAACACAAAAUGAAGGAACCACUGAAUGUUACAGUUCUGCGUUGUCCACCAGCUAGCUAUACAAUUACUCAGUCAGACAACAAGUCUAGCGAGGUUUUUACACAUGUUAUAUUCUUAAAGCAACCGAAUAAAACUUUUGUUUUUAUACUAAAUUCUUUUAAAUUAACGUUUCCAUUGCCAUUGAAUUUGGAGUCGGGGAAAUGGACUGAAAUUCAGAUGUUGCGUUUGUCUCAGCAAAACUGUAGCACGAAUAAGCACAUGAUAGCUGUAACAGUUCACCAUAGUCACGUGGUAUAUUUUAAAACGUAUUUAUCGAUAGAUGACUAUAAGCAGUUAUAUAUAUUAGCACUAAGAUACCUGUAUAGUAAGAAUACAAGUGCCCAACAAUGCAAACCUAUAGAAUUUUUCUAUAGGAAUAAAAGUGAACAGUAUUAUAAGGACAUAUUGAAAUCUACAUCUGGUGAAAUGAUACCUUAUAUCAAAGACAGUAAUGGCGACCAAGGCUCCAUUAUCAAUGGUGCUAUUAACGGUCUGUUUUAUAGUACCCUGCUAGGUCCAAGGUCUAAACCACCACCUAUAUCAUUUUAUGGACCUGUCCGACUUCAUUUAAAGGCAAAUAUUAUCUUCACAGAGAAUUGUAAAAUAUAUUUCUCUGAUUUUUACUGCCACUAUGAACAGCAUUAUGUUACAAUUGUAUUAACUCGCAAAGGAUCUUUAGAAGACGUUUUUUGUAGUCAGCAUCUACUACAGAUGGAUAAAAAUGACAAUCCGUUCAUGAAAAUUUCCAGAAAUGUUAAUGGUCUAAAUGUUGUCAUGGCAACAAUGGCUGUUGUAGUAGAAGUAUUUUAUACAGAAAGCGUUAACAUACGAUCUUUGCUACAGUGGGGACAUGGUUACAUUAGUAAAACAGUCUUGAUGGGUCGCGGCAGAAGUAAACCAGAAGGAAUUCCAAAAAAUGAAAAUUGCGACAAAUGUAAUUUAUCUUAUAAGAAAUGAUAUUGAAAUUUUCCCCAAUUUGUGUUUGAUGUUUUCAUAUAAGACAUACAAUUCAAAUAUACGUCUGCGAUAAACCUUAUGUGUAAAUAGAAAAAAAUAUAUUUGCCGGUUUUUUUUCAAAGUGACAGACUAUAAAUAUUCAGCUGUUAGAAAGUUUAUCAGUGAAGUUGGAGUAGAUGGCCAAUGAUUGCUCUCAAUUUCAUUUGAAGGCUGCCUAGUUUUUUAAUUAUAUCAAACACUUUACUUGAUAUUGCCUUUUUUACAUUAGAAGAAGAAAGUUCGGUGCUAUAAAUGAACUUUAUUGAACAACAAUAGACAACAACUGGUCGAUAAACAUCGUAAAAUAUAGCGAAAUAUUUUUGUGAAUGAAAAUACCGUUAUCAUGUAUGAUAUAAAAAGAAAUUGUUUCUUGUCUAUAUGCAUCAAACCCUAUCAAUGCAAGCCACCUUGCAUCUUUCCUUUACAAACGGCAACAAUUACAUCGCGGUAUAAGAAAAUGAUAUGCAAAUGUUACCAAACUCGGAAAAAGUAAUGUUCAAGAUUUUUUGUGAGUCCGAAUCUUAUAUUUUUAUGCGGUACACAUCUUUAUAUUUAAGAAACAGAAAAAUUCGUUCUGAUUGCGUUCUAUCUGAACAGUGCAUAGUCUCUAUUAACAAGCUUUAUCAUUCUAUAAGAAAUGAAACUAAUGUAUUCAAACAAUGACAAAUACAGAAAAAUCAUGGAAAAAAUAUACAUAAUAUU
Messenger RNA from Mytilus californianus (California mussel), 4076 nucleotides. RefSeq names its product phytanoyl-CoA hydroxylase-interacting protein-like. The transcript is spliced from 6 exons. Bases 1950 to 3335 code for a protein of 461 amino acids. Lineage: Eukaryota; Metazoa; Mollusca; Bivalvia; Mytilida; Mytilidae. The record is from RefSeq and is a predicted model, not a curated record.